Apis dorsata (giant honeybee) is the source of this 900-nucleotide messenger RNA. RefSeq lists its product as uncharacterized. The coding region runs from base 293 to 607 and encodes 104 amino acids. The record is from RefSeq and is a predicted model, not a curated record. The transcript is spliced from 3 exons. Lineage: Eukaryota; Metazoa; Arthropoda; Insecta; Hymenoptera; Apidae.
UAUGAAUAAGAUAUGUAUAAAUAAUAAUAUUUCGUGUCAGUUAUUAAUAUUUGUAAACAAUACAUGUACUUGUAUUUUAGUUGGAGACAAACGAGGAUUCCUUUAUUUGUUCAUUUUCCAGUUCAUAGUCAUAAUUCAUCACAACGGUAUCUUCGUCAGUUAGAAAUAAUUUUUAAAAAAUUUUUCAUCAUAAUAUCGAUCGAUAAUUUUUUAAAUUAUCACUGAUUAAAUUUACUGAUUAGAAAAUUUAUCUACUUUCAAUUUAUCUAAAAAGAUAAAUCUUUAUCGCAACAUGAACACCAAUGCUGAUGUAAAUGAUAUUCACUUAGCAUUUAGUAUGAUAAACGAAUUUGAAACUGUAUGGUUAACGAUAAGUAAAGAGGAGCCUAAUCAAGUCAAUUAUCGUAUAAUAAAAUCAUACUUGGAGUAUAUAAAGAAGCAAUUAGAUUUUAUCAUGAAACCUCAUGCUUUUGAUCCUGUCGAGUAUCCAGAUCUAAUAGAAAAAAGAAAUCAUUUUAUGAGAAAAUGUAUUCCACUUAUGGCUAAAGCGGAAGUAUAUUUGAUCAAAACUUCUGUUUCAAACAGGUUACACAUUAUGAUGCCGUAAAGUAUUCUACGAAGUAAAACAACAUGGAAAUAAUAAAUAAAUAAAUAAAUUCUGUGUUAAAUAUAUAAAUUUUUAUUAUGUAAGUCAUUACGAGAAUCAUGUGCAUGAAAAAUAUUCAUAUAAUUUCGUAACAAAUUCUAUGUAAGUAUAUAUUAAUCACCGUGUUAUAUUGCCAUUUCUUGUAUUAUAUAUAAACCAUAUUAUAUUAUAUAUAAUCCAUCUUAAAAAAAUUAAUGUUACGAAUACGAAAUUGUACAAAAUGAAAUAGCAAACUUUACUUCGGGAUAUUAAAA